AUGCCGUCGCGAGAGCACAGGCAGCUAAUCACUGUGAGCUGCCCGCCCCUUCGGGGCUCCCUUCAUGCGGAAUGGGGCUGCCCGGAAGGCCAGCUGGGGCCGGAGCUCCUCGUCGACCCGGGCUUUCUCGGGGCAAGCGGGGCCUGGACGACUUACCUGAAGGAGCCAGACGGAGCUAGCUUCAGCUUCACCGGAAACGGCGUGGCCGUUGAUGCAGCGGCGGAUGAUGAUGAAACACCAUGGCACGUGCAGCUGACGCAGCCAGUCUCUUUGGACCAAGGUGGCACUACGGAAUCCUUUUACAGCCUCUGCAUCCAGGCAUCUUCGAUGCAGGCCGGUAAAAUACAGUUCGCCGUGGAUGCUGACGGCGCGCUGAACUUUGCCGUGGCCGGUGGCGGGGUGCGUGCCCAGAUGAGCUUAGCAGGCGAUGGCCGCCUCAGGGAUCAUUGCUUCAGCUUCCGCUUGGGGCCGUCGGAGUUUGUGUACCAAGGGCGAGUUGCCUUGGACUUGGGUGCCGUGAAGGAUGUCGAGGUGUGCCAUGCCUCACUGAAGCGCUGUACGUCGCGCCCCAGCGUGGCUGCCAUUAUGCCAGUGCGGCGGUGUUAUCUCGCACCGCCACUCGGACAAGCUCUCGGAGGGGCUGGGCUGCACAUUGCUGGACCGCCAGAGCGGCGCAAAUUUCCAGAGGCAUGGUCAGGCUGCUCGUCCCGCAAGACUUUGCUUGGUGGUUCGGGUGAAGAGCAGGUGCCUGCAUUCUCGGACCUGCACAUGUUGCUAACCUUUCUUCUUCCUGCCAGCCCAAACUUCAUCAAAAAAGGAAACGACUGCGAAGCGGGCGUGCCUACAGGAGAUGCGGGCCCUCGCAGGCACUGUGAAAUCUGGCGUUGUUCCUCCAGGGCUGCAUUGGUCGAAGCAGCAACGAGCUACGACUCCAAGGAUGUCUUCAGCGAACUUUGUGAGUACGAGGAAACAGCGGCCGGGCGGCGAGGCACCGAGAAGAGGUCGCCAGUAUACGUGCAGCUUUGGGAGUGGAACUUUGACGAUAUUGCAAAGGAGUGUGUGAACUACCUUGGCCCCAACGGGAUCGAUGCCGUGCAGGUCUCACCGGUCACCGAGCACAUCCUGGGGUCGGAGUGGUACACCAAGUAUCAGCCCGUUGGCUUUGGUCUCCACUCCCGUUCCGGCAGCGAGGCACAGUUCGCGCAGAUGAUUGCGAAAUGCCGUGGUGCUGGCGUCCAGGUCAUCGUGGAUGUGAUCUUGAAUCACAUUGCCGCGCCAUGCCAGGCUGCCAUCGAGGCUGGUGGUGCGGCCGUGAUGCCCUGCAAGGGCUGGGCCGGGUCGGCCUAUGGCAACCGGCGGAUCAACUCUCAGGAUGGCUGGAAGGGCCCGGAACUUUUCCACAACCGCCAGGAAAUCGAUGGCAACCGCCUUGGCAACUGCCCCGUGGAGGAGCCCAGCUUCACGUGCCCUCAGAGCGAGCCCCCUGGUGACUGCACGAGAUGUGACUUCAAGGGCCUCCCCGACUGGAACACUGGCCUGCAGCCCACGCGCGACAUCCUGACGAAGCAUCUCACUGAGUUGCAUGACCUUGGCGUGACGAUGCUACGUCUUGAUGCUGCAAGUUAUGUCUCUGUGGAGGAUCUGGCAGUGAUCAUCAAUCAGUUGCCCUGGGACCUGGUGUACCAAGAGUGGUGGGGCGGCGUUCCGCUCGAUGAGAGGACGGUGGCAGUGGGCCACUACCGAGAUCAGAAAUACGGACUGAAGAUUACCAAUGCCUUGGGCGUGGGUGAUGUCAAAUACAUGCCGGAGCUCUUGAACAUCAGCCACGGCAUCGAUGGCAUCUCGCCGGAACGUGCUGUCUACCCGCUGACUUUUCACGACCAGAGGACUUUCGAGGCUGAUCGCUUCAUUCCCACAUUCAAAAAUGGACUGGAGUUCCAUCAGCAGCAAAAGUUCAUGCUCGCCUGGCCAUCAGCGGUUUCUGUGCGCCUUUUUGGUGGCUUCACCUUCACCAAUAUGGACGCUGGACCUCCCGGAAACUGUGGAAACGGACAGUGCCAGCCGUUCCCGGUGUAUAUGUUCAACGAUGCAGAGCCUCGCUGUAUGCCCACUCCGACGGAAUCCCCCUUGGCAACUUCGUACGAGGGCUGGGUGUGCGAGCACCGCUGGGAGGGCAUUGCUGGCCUCGUGGCUUUCCGGAAGGCGUGUCGUGGGCAACCCAUCACGCAGACAUGGUCGGAGUCGACCGUUCCAUCUGUAGGUCUAGGACAAUUUGCCUUCCGCGCCGGUGGUGACUGCUUCGCUGCCCUUGUGCGGGGGGACAAUACGCGGUGGCCCAACUACUGGGGCGACCUGGGACCUUGGCGACAUGGCCUCUCUGACGACCCUGCGCUGUUGGGAUCGACGGAGCUGCCCCAGGGAGGUCGUAAUUGGUUCGGAUGGCUCGGUGGUUACGGGAACGGUGCCUUGACUGCAGAGCGUCAGGGCCGUCAGGGUCCGCUCCGCUCAUCAGGUCGCAACGAGCUUAUAGGCCUGGACGACACCACCGAGCCUUUCGUGUGCAACCCAGAGGAUGUGGACGAGAACGAACUGUCGCAGCCUGAAAUCAAUAUCUUCAAUAUCGAGGGCUCGGGGAUCAAGGGACGGACGGCUGACAGACGCAGGCCAGUUGAGGUAGAAGCGUUUGCGACGACCUUGCUGUUCGCCUUCAUGCGUGCAGCGAUGCGACCUGGGCAGAAGCUCUUCGAGUCGGGGCCGGACAACUCGACAUGCUAUGUCCAAUGUCCGUCUACAACGGACCUGCAAGAGACAGUCUACCUGAAAUGCAUGGAUUACUUUUCCUAUGCGCAUGCAAGGCUUCUCUACUGGCUUAGCUGGCUCGUCUUGCUGCUGCCUUCAUCUGCGUUGCUGCGGCGGCGUAGUGUAGCAGCGGUGUUGUCGGACCCCUCUCUGGAGACAUGCUCUCCAUUGGUGAAUCACGAGAGCUUCUCGUCGGUAGAAGUGCGGCUAGGGACACCUGCCCAGAAGUUAAACCUGGUGGCAGACACGGGCAGCAACAAUGUAAUCGUGAUGUCCUGUGCCUGCCUUCUGACGAAGAGCUGCCCCGAGUCCUUUGGCACUUGCUUCCGAGGCGAGAACGCCUCAAGCACCUUCAUGCUGCGGAGUGCCUCUGUCCUGGGCAGCGUCCCACGGGAAAGCUCGGGCUCGCCAGCGCCACUGCCCGAGUCGCUGCUCAUCGAGUUCGGCUCGGGUCGAAUCGGUGCCUUCGUUGCUAGCGACGUGGUCCACGUUGGCUCCGUCCGAACUUUCUUGGAGGACUCCCUGCUGCUCAUGGUGAAGCAGAAACUCAGCGUCCCGGGCCCCUUCGAAGGCAUCCUUGGACUUGGGCAGCCACCGCAGGGCGAGGCGGCCGCCAAGAAGCAGCUAGUAUCUGGCUUCUUGGAGCAGGCAAGCAUCCAGCGAUUCUCGAUGUGCUUCAACUAUGAGGGCGAUGGUGUGCUCGGCCUUCACGUCAACCAGUCCCCUUCGCAGUGGCUGCGAUCUCUGGGCCAACUGCACUGGGGCUUGGAGCUGCAGGGCAUCUCCGUCGGCUCAGGCGAGAUUUCCUUUUGCGCUCCGAAACACAAGCAGCCGGGUCAGCGAACCGCCUGUGGGAUGAUCCCGGACUCGGGCACCACUCUCAUCAAUGGCCCCCGCGAGCAAGUGCUGCAGCUCUAUGAGGAGAUUUGCCGCAGCUGGCCGCGCUGCAUGGAGGCGCAGGUGGCAUUGGAACAGGAGCUCGGAAACCUGACCGCCGAGAACCAGACAUUGAGUGGGGUUUCGCUGCUUCAGCACGGAGUUCCGGGACUGGGUACCAAAGCGAUCAUCGCCAAAGUGCUUCACAUCCUCGCAGGCACUUUCGCCGCAUCCAGGAUGCCCAAUGCCACGUCUGCGGCCAACCGCACGCAGGCAGUCAAGCGAGGAAGCCGUCGUCUCUUUGCCCUGGAUUUGCAGCGCAACGAGACUCCAAGACGGGCUGGUGAAGCCACGACAGGUGGUCGAGCACUGAGCAUCCAGCCCUCAGACACCUUUCAGCUGCUGCUCCGCCAUUGUGCCGAGUGGAUCGAGCAGGUCAACGUGGACGAUGAACUGCCAGAGCUCAGCUUCCACGUGGCUGGAGCGGAGGCCGCUGGGCAGAGGCUGACCUUGCGUCCAGCCGCCUAUGUCCUGCAGGUUCCCGAUGAGCUCCCCCCUCCCUGCCCGCGGCAGUCGCUAGAGCGACAGUCCCUCUACCGAUAUGUGGAUGCCCAGUUCGGAAAUCCACCAUGGAGACAAGGCAUCAUCAUCCAGCGCAAAUCGCGAAGCGCGCUGGCACAGUUCAUGGUCAUGGUUCGAGCGGUCGAUCUUGCAUCCCUGCCAAGCUCAGUGCAGAUCACGACGAUAGACAUAGAAAGCCGAAAAUACAUGCUAGUGGAAGGCGGAGAGCAUCAGUUCGUGACCAAAGUACCGCUGGAGCCUUUUGCGGCACUGGAAGUCAACGGUGCCACUCUUCUGAAAGAAGCAAGGCGAUGGAUGUCGGAGACAGAAGAUAUUCACACCGCCACCGCUUCAGAAGAGGCAGACGGUCCCAAAGUCAAUGUGGAUCACUUCCUAGAUGUUCAAGAGCCGAGCGAGGAGAGUUCCAGCUCGGAAGCCAGUUCCGAAGCAGAGAAGGACAAAGAGGAGGUAGACGACGAGCUACUCCGACUGCUACGGGAAGCGAGAAAGAGCAGUCGAGGUUUUGGUGGAAAGAGCGCAAGCUCCGCCGAGCCGAGAGGCAAGAGAGACACGAACCACAAGAAGUUGAAAAGCUUCGCUUUGUUCGAGGGCGAGACCGCCAAGCACAAGUCCGCUGGAAGCAGGGAGGACAACUUGACGGAAGCGCUACAGAAGCUUCUGUUGACUUCGGCAAGUUCGACCAAGAAGCCAGACGCCCAGACGCUCCAGACGCUGUUGAUGAUGAAGAUCCUCAGCGACAACUCAGCCCAAGAAGGGAAAGAGCAAAAAGCUCAGGGACACAAAGGUUCAGCGCGUGCUUUCCGGCGUCACAGAAAAGCACAAGAGGCCAUGUGGAAGAAGCCCAUGAAGCACGUUCGGACUUACAUCGACGAGGUCGAGACCGAGCUGGGCGUGGAUGGUGGGGACAAGCCGUACCAUCUGUGGGACUACACCCGAAGGAUUCCUUUUGGGAAGCAGAAGGGGCUCUUUCGGGUCGCGCUGGACGGAGGCAACUGGGAAGUCGGCUGGGCGCUCACAAGUCUGAAGGACCCGCUGGCACGAAAGCGGUGGGGCGGCGAGCCUGCUCAGCUGGAAACUGCUGCAGAGUACCUGCGAGCUGUUCAAGACUUGGAAAAGCGCACCGAGCAAGCUGCUUGGUGGAACCAGACUCAGGAGCAGCAGGAGCCCGAGGGCGCGGAAAGCGACAAAGUGUGGAAGCCGCCUGCUCUAGGGAAGGGCGGCCGAAAGGGCAAGGACAAGGGCGACAAGCCUGCGGCUCGCAGUUUUGACUUUUCUCUCUUUCCGUCUCCGUUGCCACUGCCCGAGACCGUAGGCUGCGCAACGCUGUGUGUCCUCACCUUGGCCCAAAUCGAGGCAUUGCCUCCCUUCUUGAACAGCUCGAGUUUGCACGUGCACGAUAUCACCUGCGUGGUGAACGGCUCGCGCAGUUCCUCACAAUGCCGGAAUGGGUCCCCGCGACCUCAGAAUUCCACAGAGCAGCGACUGUCCUGGGCAGUCUCACCGCAAGGCCCGAUGUUCACCCAGCUGCUGCUCCACCCGUGGGAAUCCAUCCGUGGAAGUGCUGACGACAUUUCGAAUUACUUCCAUCUGUUGAAGCACCAUGACGGUUGGAUCCCCCGCAAUGCAGUAGGAACUCACGAAGCGAUCUUAAAGGAGGCCGGUUGCUUACGCGAAGCUGAGACGCUUCAGUACGGCAGGUACCGCCUCGUCAAGGGGUACCGACUCUUGCAAGAAUACCUGUCGCAUGCCGGCAGCUCCUUGAAGCACGUUUCCAAGCGGCGCAAGCUUCUUGAUGCUUGCUUGGAAGGUUUCGUUAACUGGGCAUAUGAUAGCCGAGGACCGCAGUUCCUCAGCGUGGCAAAGCACGGUCUUUUAGUGGUUCAGUUGCUCUACCCUCACUAUCGGCGCCGCCUGCCGUGUGCUUGGCAAACUUUGCUUGCUUGGGAGGAGGCCACUGAGGUCCGGGUCCGGCCGCCUUUGCCGCUUUCUGUUUUGGCUGCGUUUGUAGUGUUUGCUCGUGCGCAAGCUCUUGUCUGUGAAGCUGGCCAGCAGCUCGUGUGGCGCUGCUUUGCGGCUGCGCUAGAACUGGGAUUCUUUGGCUUGCUGAGGCUCUUUCUGCUCGACUUUGAUAUCCCGCUCGAAAGGAAGGAGCAGGUCUGCAUGCCGGCCUUCGCGGUGGACGACUACCGCACGGAGCAGAACGGAGAUGUGUGGAUCAUGGGUACGCCGUUGUUCUACGAGUACACGGUGCACUACGAUCGCACAGCGGGUGCGCCCAGCAUGGCCUUCAGCUAUGCAGGCUCGGGGGCCGAGCCAGAGCAGUCCGAAGGGCAGUCCUUUCAAGCGAACUCGAAGUGUUCGACCGCGGAGUGCAACUGCCCCAACCAGGGCGAGCGCAUCGUUCGCGAUGGUCCAUCUCUGCUCAGUGAAGGAGAGGUGUUGAAGUCUGGCGACACAGUCGUCCAAGGUCGUUUGCUAGCUAACUUGAUCUGCAUUGGGCUCCCCGAGACGCCGCUGGGUUCGCUGUGCCCGAAGGGCACGAGACGGUACCUGGCGGCGAUUGCUUAUAACGCUUCGGGUGAAGGGCGCACAAAGCACCAUGCUGAGCAGUCUCGCCUGAAGGUCACGGCCUACGUCAGCCCCAAGAGGAUGUUCGGUCGUUUCGCAAUACACGGUUUUGGCGAGACCGCUCUUGAGAAAGAUCCCACCGCGAUGUGCAAAGAAAGGUUCGUGAAGCAACAGCUCGUGAAAGGUUGUUCGACUGCAGACUCUAGUGACGUCUGGAAAAUCGAUGGAAGCGACACCUGCCUUGCCCCGUUUGCUGUAACCGCAAGUAGGCAGCCAGAAGGAUCGAACGAGCGGGAGCUAUCCAAAACAUUUGGAGAUGUUUUCACAUUUUCGUGCUGUGACGACAGAUCCCGGGACUAUACCAGUGAGGACCACCACUGUCCCUGGAUCAACAACUGCGUGGGUCUUUCGAACCAGAAGUUGUUCAUCCUCUUCCUAGUUUACACCUGCGCGAGCGCGGUCUUCACUCUGGUCCUCCUCGCCGGGAGUGCCUUCUACUGGCUGUGGAGCCAAAAGAAUUGGUCGGAUGCACCACCUCCCGGCUCGGCGUCGCUGAUCUGCACUGGGAUGGUGGCAGUCGAGUGCUUCGCUGCCGUACUCUUCGUGAGUGACUUCCUCCAGGAGCAGGUGGAGUCGAUUCAGAUGAACUCAACGUUGGUCGAGACGUACCAGCGAACACAUGGGACACGGUCGACAUUCUACAACCAUUUCGUUACUGUCUUUGGCGCGUCCUGGUGGACAUGGCCGCUGCCGUACCCUUCUGCCCCACUGCCUGCUGCCCGGUCCGAGUAG
This is a messenger RNA of Symbiodinium sp. CCMP2456, 7617 nucleotides long. NCBI's taxonomy places the organism in Eukaryota, Dinophyceae, Suessiales, Symbiodiniaceae. The record is from the annotation of a GenBank genome assembly.